GAACAGCACCCAGAAGAAGAGCUGAUUAAAUCUAAACAGGAUGAAGUCAACACAAGUUGGCAGAGGCUGAAAGGACUGGCUCUCCAGAGGCAGGGCAAGCUCUUUGGAGCUGCUGAGGUGCAGCGUUUCAACAGGGAUGUGGACGAAACGAUAAGCUGGAUUAAGGAGAAAGAGCAGCUAAUGGCUUCAGAUGACUUCGGAAGAGACCUUGCAAGCGUGCAGGCUUUGCUACGCAAACACGAGGGCUUGGAGAGGGAUCUGGCUGCUUUGGAAGACAAGGUGAAGGCUCUGUGUGCAGAGACUGACCGGCUGCAAGAGUCCCACCCUCCCAACGCCUCUCAGAUCCACGUGAAGCGAGAGGAACUGGUUGCAAACUGGGAGCAGAUCCGCACGCGGGCAGCUGAGAGACACGCACGUCUGAACGACUCCUACAGACUGCAGCGAUUCCUGGCUGAUUUCCGGGAUUUGACCAGCUGGGUGACCGAAAUGAAAGCUCUGAUUAAUGCCGACGAGCUUGCCAACGAUGUAGCAGGAGCAGAGGCCCUGCUGGAUAGACACCAGGAGCAUAAGGGAGAAAUCGAUGCUCAUGAAGACAGCUUUAAAUCUGCGGAUGACUCCGGCCAGGCCUUGCUUGCUGCUGGACAUUAUGCCUCUGAUGAAGUUAAGGAGAAGCUGACCGUCCUCUCCGAGGAAAGAACAGCUCUGCUGGAACUGUGGGAGCUUCGUCGGCAGCAGUACGAGCAGUGCAUGGACCUGCAGCUUUUCUACCGGGACACCGAGCAGGUGGACAAUUGGAUGAGCAAACAAGAGGCCUUCUUGCUGAAUGAAGAUCUCGGGGAUUCUCUGGACACCGUGGAGGCCCUGCUGAAGAAGCACGAGGAUUUUGAGAAGUCGCUUAGCGCCCAAGAAGAGAAAAUCACUGCUCUGGAUGAGUUUGCCACAAAACUGAUUCAGAACAACCAUUAUGCCAAGGAAGACGUGGCUACCCGUAGAGACGCCUUGCUGAGCCGUCGCAACACAUUGCACGAACGGGCCCUGCUGCGUCGAACGCAGCUGGCCGACUCCUUCCACCUGCAGCAGUUCUUCAGAGACUCGGAUGAGCUGAAAAGCUGGGUCAAUGAAAAGAUGAAAACCGCAACGGACGAGGCUUACAAGGACCCGUCCAACUUACAAGGGAAGGUCCAGAAGCACCAGGCGUUUGAAGCCGAGCUGUCGGCCAAUCAGAGUCGCAUCGAUGCCCUUGAGAAAGCCGGGCAAAACCUGAUCGACGUCAAACACUAUGCCUCGGACGAAGUGGCUAUUCGCAUGAACGAAGUCAUCAGCUUGUGGAAGAAGCUGUUGGAAGCUACCGAGCUGAAAGGGAUCAAGCUGUGUGAAGCCAACCAGCAGCAGCAAUUCAACCGCAACGUGGAAGACAUUGAACUGUGGCUGUACGAAGUGGAAGGUCACCUGGCUUCUGAUGAUUACGGCAAGGACCUAACCAACGUUCAGAAUCUGCAGAAGAAACACGCCCUGCUGGAGGCAGACGUAGCUGCCCACCAGGACCGCAUCGACGGCAUCACCAUCCAGGCUCGCCAAUUUCAAGAGGCCGGGCACUUUGACGCCGACAACAUCAAGAAGAAGCAGGAGGCCUUGGUGGCCCGCUACGAAGCCCUGAAGGAACCGAUGGUGUCCCGCAAGCAGAAACUGGCCGACUCCCUCCGCCUCCAGCAGCUCUUCCGCGAUGUGGAAGAUGAAGAAACCUGGAUCCGGGAGAAGGAGCCCAUCGCGGCCUCCACCAACCGAGGCAAAGACCUCAUUGGGGUCCAGAACCUGCUGAAGAAACACCAAGCUUUGCAAGCGGAGAUUGCUGGCCACGAACCCCGCAUUAAAGCGGUCACCCAGAAAGGAAACUCCAUGAUAGAAGAAGGACACUUUGCCGCAGAAGAUGUGAAAGCCAAACUGAACGACCUCAACCAGAAGUGGGAAUCCUUGAAAGGGAAGGCCUCCCAGCGCCGGCAGGAUUUGGAAGACUCCCUGCAGGCCCAGCAGUACUUUGCCGACGCCAACGAGGCUGAAUCUUGGAUGAGGGAGAAGGAGCCCAUUGUGGGGAGCACGGACUACGGAAAGGACGAGGAC
Messenger RNA from Protobothrops mucrosquamatus (brown spotted pit viper), 2118 nucleotides. Its product is annotated as spectrin alpha chain, non-erythrocytic 1. Lineage: Eukaryota; Metazoa; Chordata; Lepidosauria; Squamata; Viperidae. Gene Ontology annotation, biological process: actin cytoskeleton organization. The annotation marks the transcript as partial. The transcript is spliced from 14 exons. The record is from RefSeq and is a predicted model, not a curated record. Gene Ontology annotation, cellular component: cell projection; plasma membrane; cortical actin cytoskeleton. Gene Ontology annotation, molecular function: actin filament binding.